This is a messenger RNA of Populus euphratica (Euphrates poplar), 639 nucleotides long. RefSeq lists its product as uncharacterized. The transcript has a single exon. Lineage: Eukaryota; Viridiplantae; Streptophyta; Magnoliopsida; Malpighiales; Salicaceae. The coding region runs from base 202 to 639 and encodes 145 amino acids. The record is from RefSeq and is a predicted model, not a curated record.
CCAUGAAAGUUAAAGGAACUUAAUGGAUGGUCAGGAUUGAUUGCUUGAAACUAAGAAAUAAACAUUAGGGGCUCAAAGGAUUCCAAGAUUCCCCACCCACUAGGGCAAACUUUUUGGUAAUGUACCUUAAAGGAAGGUUUGCUAUUUUGGUAGCUAGAUCUGCAUCAUUUUUCAUAUUUUCAGGCGUUACAGUAACAAAACAUGGAAGCUCUCCUCUCCCAAUUCACCUUGCUCUCCAACCAAGCUUGCCAAGACAAAAACUUCGAUCCCUCCUCCAUUGAUAACCUUAUGAAACUCUUUGAGACAGAAGCAUACAACUCAUGGGCAGCAAUGGAACUUGAACAAGAAAUGGAAGUCAAACAAGCUGAAGUGGCUAUGCAACAAGCUGAGGAUUAUCUUGAUACAGUCAUGGAAGAUGCCAUAGAUGAAUUUAGGAGGUUUGAAGUGGAAAUGGAACGCAUGGCAAGGAAUGAACUGGAAAGUUUAGAAAAGACUGCUGAGAGUGCUAGAAACAUGGGAAAUCUAAUGGAGAAAGCUGCAACUGUUGCUUCUACGAAGUACAUGGAGGCUGCACUUAAUUCUGCUUCUGCUUCCAUGAAUACAGCUUGGAAGGAUAGCCACACACAAAGGACUCUCUAA